CCACAACGCUGCAGACCACAGUCGAAGAUCGCCCUUCCAGUCGGACACAGUCGCAGUUCCUUCAAUCUUUCCAUCUUUCAAUCAAUCGUUCAAGCACGCCAACAUGAAGGUUUUCGUCUGCUUGCUGGCGGUGUGCAGUAUGGCCCAUGCGGGAUUCCUGGGCGGCGGCGGCGGAGGCAGUGCCCUCAGCUCCGGCUGGUCCUCCGGCGGCGGUGGAGGCGGAUAUAGCGGCGGCUACAGCGGUGGCCAUGGAGGAGGUGGCUACAGCGGCGGCGGUGGCUAUGGCGGCGGUGGUCACGGAGGCGGCGGCACGGUUAAGAUCAUCAAGGUGAUCACCGAUUCCGGAGCUGGCGGUGGCUAUGGAGGAGGCCAUGGCGGAGGCUACGGUGGUGGCUAUGGAGGUGGCUACGGAGGCGGCUCCUCCGGCGGUUACAGUGGCGGCCACGGCGGCGGCUGGUCGUCGGGUGGUGGAUACAGCGGCGGCGGUGGAUAUGGCGGUGGUGGCUACGGAAGCGGUGGCACCGUCAAGAUCAUCAAGGUCAUCUCCGACUCCGGAUCGAGCGGCGGCUAUGGCGGCGGAUACGGCGGUGGCCAUGGCGGCGGUUACUCCGGCGGCGGUGCCUCCAGCUACUCCUCCGGCGGCUGGGCUCCGCAGGGCGGUUGGGCACAGAGCAGCUGGUAAAUGCUCGCCGCUGGUCACUAACUUGUUACGGAUACCAACUUGUUACUGUUUGUCACUGACCCUGCAUGUAAAUACUUCCCAACAUUAACCAAUAAAACAGUGCGGUGUAGCAGAGCCAUUCCACUAGCGAAACAGAAA
Molecule: messenger RNA, 820 nt
Organism: Drosophila yakuba
Lineage: Eukaryota; Metazoa; Arthropoda; Insecta; Diptera; Drosophilidae
Product: acanthoscurrin-2
Exons: 2
Coding region: 104-682 (192 amino acids)
Source: RefSeq, a predicted model, not a curated record